AUGGGUAUGCAUUCAAUAUCAUCGAAAGUGCUGACAUCAAUUGUACAUGAGAUAGCAACUGCUACUGCAACUAUUCCAGUACCACAUGAACAACAUGGUCACCCACAUGGAUUACCCAUUUUGAAAGAUCCAAAUUUGACAGAUUUAGAAAGAACAUACUGGACUAAUUAUAAUACAACAACAUAUUUCACUACAUGCAUGGGGAAAAGAUUUGCAUUGAAAUAUCAUAUCACAACACUAUUACUCAUUAUCAUUAUCACUUAUCCUGCAUGCCUCAUACUAGAAAACGUAAAAUCGAAAUGGUAUUUACCAUGUCUAACUUUGAACCUUAUAACAACAUUAUCCUCUUUAUUAGCCAUAUUAAUCUUCCAUAUAUCGUUCAAAGGUAAGAAUGAUCCCAAUUGGUAUCCUAAUAACAUUUAUCCCAAAUUGUGUUGGAUAUUGUUCAUUUGGAUCAUCGUUCAUUACAUAUCUGCCAUAUUAAUGACGAAAUGGUAUAUAAAGGAAACGAAUAAUCCAAUUAAUUACUCUCAUUUCCAACCAAAUAAUAACUAUAAAAAAAAUAAAAAUAAAAAUUCAAGACAUCAAGAAGACUUCCCAUUACAAGAUCUAUCCCAUACAACAAAUUCUUCAGAGAAUCUAACUGGUGCUUCAUCUUCAUCUAAUACUUUGCCAUCUCCACCUGAGCUUCAAAACUCACCUUCAUUCAAUCUCGAUAAUGAUAACUCUUCGUCGUUAUCAUUUUCAACAUCGUCGCCUUCAAACGCUAAAACGACACGCCUAUCAAAUAACAUUAUGUCAGAUUUAGAAAAUGGUCCAAUAACCACGACAAGGUUCCCAAUGAAACAAUCAAGAUUAAAAUCAAUAGUAAAAAUUAUAUUCUAUACUCUAAACAUACCAUUAUUUUUAUAUCUAUUAACCUACAUGGGCAUAGGAUUCGCCAUAGGAAACCUAUUCGGUAAAGGUAUCAGAGUUUAUAACUUAUUAGCACAUUGGAUUAAAGGUGGUGUUUUCUUCCUCUUAGGUAUAUUAUCAUUAUCAAGAUACAUGGGAUUAGGGUCUAAAUAUGGUUGGGCAUGGAAUAAAAUCCUCUUCUUUGAAAAUAAUGAUCCGUUACCAAUGAUAUUUUCACAUGGAGUAAUUACUAUGGAAGGAAUGGAAUCAUUCCUUAUAUUCUUUUAUGGGAUAACUAAUAUCUUUUUGGAACAUUUGGCUGGUGCAGGUGGUGCUUGGACCCCUAAGGAUCUACAACACGUUUCCAUCGCCUUCAUAUAUAUCGGAUCAGGGUUAUGUGGUCUCCUUGUGGAAUAUAAAUUAAAAGAUUGGAGGUAUAAAACAGCAUGCGAUAAUAUUAUUAUGCAAGAUAUGCAAGAUGAUCCCAACACGCUCGGAAAGAUAGUGGCAGCAACACCUGGGUUUUCACCAAAUCCGUUUCCAACAUUGACGAUCUUUUGGACGGGUAUAUUGAUGUCUCAACAUGCUCAAAUAUCAAUGACUUCCACUAUAAUUCAUACUCAAUGGGGGUAUUUAUUAUCAUAUGGAUCUAUUUUCAGAUUAUUCACAUUCUUAAUCCUUUAUUUCAAUCCAACCAAAUUGACAAGUUUAUCGUACCCAUUUACAGAAUUAAUUACCUCAUUUUGUUUGAUUUGUGGUGGGAUAGUAUUUAUGGAAUCAACAGAUCAAGUAGUGGAAGCUUUCGAAUAUAGAGGUUUGACUCCAAUGUUUACUUUCAAUUUAAGUGUAGGUGUGACCACGUUGAUUAUGGCUUGGGUUAUGCUGGUAUCCAUGUGGCAAAAUUGGUUAUCCAAAGAAAAAGUAUCAACGUCACAUUCAAGAUUGACUACGGUCAAUACAAGCACUGGCUAG
Messenger RNA from Naumovozyma dairenensis CBS 421, 1866 nucleotides. RefSeq names its product Tvs1p (gene TVS1). The transcript has a single exon. Lineage: Eukaryota; Fungi; Ascomycota; Saccharomycetes; Saccharomycetales; Saccharomycetaceae. The coding region runs from base 1 to 1866 and encodes 621 amino acids. The record is from RefSeq and is a predicted model, not a curated record.